This is a messenger RNA of Closterium sp. NIES-65, 2100 nucleotides long. The record is from the annotation of a GenBank genome assembly. NCBI's taxonomy places the organism in Eukaryota, Viridiplantae, Streptophyta, Zygnematophyceae, Desmidiales, Closteriaceae.
AUGAGGGCCCUUAAACAGGCCAACCCUGAUAUGCCAUGGGUGGUUGUGACAGAGAGGGUUACACGCGUGAGCAGCCGUGCGUUUGAAUACUACGAGGUACCCCAGCAACAGAACGGUGUGGACUGCGGGGUCUACGUCUGUAUGUUCUCCAAGGAGCUUAUGGGCCGAGCUUUCCAAUUCAUGGAAGAAGGGAUCAGACAUCCCCGUUACAGUGCCGUGCAAUGCAGGUGCGAGAUUCGGGCUCUGAUGUGCGAGGCCGGCGAAGGUACUCUGCUGGAAUCGCUCGGACUGAAGGGGGCCGAUAUUCCCCCACAGAGUGAUCAGCACGGGGGGGACGAGAGUGAUAGCGACCAGGGAGUUGAGGAGGUAAAGGAGCCAACGGUGCAAGAUCUGGCGGCGGAGCAGUGUUCUCAUGCUGCACAGCUCAAGAACCUGCAUGAAGACGUGGAGUCCCUGAAAGAAUCCGUUUACAAGGGAGAACAGGAGCUCGUCAAAGUGACUGGGACGAUGUCAUCAGUCUUUACGGCCUUCCAGCAGAUGGCUGCCAAGAUAGGGUUCAAGCAGCCGACGGCUGGCCUGGAGGAUUUGAACACCAAAGAACCCGCCAACUCAAUCGCAGCAGAAAACCCGCCGCAUCGUACGGCCGGAUCAUCAUUUGAGGCUCCUGUUGACACGAGCGGUGCUCGCCACGCUUCCUCUGCCGGCCCGUCACAUGCGCGUGCAUCUAUUUCCGCGACGAUGCUUGGUUAUGUACAAGGCCAUGGAGCCACAACCGGUGCACAAAAGUCUGCGGCGGGUCACUCUGGCCCCGCGGCCGUCGCUUCUACCUCCGCGCCUGGUCAGCCGGUUGCUGCAGCAUGUGUUACUACAGCAGCAGCGGGCCUGCCAGGUAUCGCGGAAGGUGCUCUGCUACCUUCAGCGGCGCAGCCAGGUGCACCUGCUGGUGCUCUUCCAUCUGCUCCAAGUCAGCCAGGUGCCUCUGCCGGUGCUCAGGCAGCCGGGGUUGGACAGCCAGGUGCAGCAGCGGUUAAGCCAGCAUCGGCAGGAAGUCUGCCAGGUGCAAUUCCUGCAGCUGCUGCUAGUCAGACAGGCGCAGCAGCCGGUGAUACUACCGUCCCGACAGGUCACACAGGUGCAGCAGCCGGGGUUCCAAACGCCUCCACGGGUCGGACAGGUGCAUCCGCCGGUUUUCCACGUGGAGUAGAGGCACGGGCUCAAGCUGCCACGGGGCGGCCUAUCAACGCAGCUGCGGUUCAGCCCAGAAACGAUGCGUGGGCCCUAGUGGGACCGCACACGGAACUCACCAAGUUUCACAGAUGUGUGCAGGUCCAGGGUUCUCAAGGGUCGGAAGCGGCGGCGGACACUAGUAGGGCACUUGCUGUUCAAACGGGUUCUUCUGCAUGGUCUUCUGGGGAACAGUUUUUUGCCCCCUCUGCCUUUCCACGCGGGCCGCAUAUGCAGGGAGCACGUGCACCAUCUGCUAUGGGGUUUGCGCAGCAUGCAGGUGCUGUUCAGCCGGCCGCCCCAGCAUCCGCCGCACCAUCAUGGCCGAUGGGCCAUGCUCCCCAACCUCCCAACGCGGUAUACCUCGGAUCUGGACAGCCGCACUCCUUCAUGCAGCUACCACUGUCGACGCAUCGCCCCCCGCUGCAUCAUUCUGCUACUUUACUCGCGUCUGAUGUGGUGCUCGACAAUGCGAGCUGCCAACCUGCUCACACAUCCGCGUCUCGUGGAGUGGGUCUAUCGAGCAUGCUCUCCGGUUUCAUGCAGGGGUCCCAGCACGUUCUGCCCUCACCGGCAGCGUCCUCGUCUAUGGUGCCCUCGACCCAGGGGGGGGAGCACGGCGAGGUGCCCAACAAAAAGGGGUGGACGGGCGUCAUAAAGAAGCUGGACAAGGACGAGUGGAUCAGUAGGAUCGUCCUAGACCGUGCAUCACAGUCGCUGAUCGUCAUUAACAGCCACUUUGGAUCAGAGGAAGAGACGGCAAGGUCAAUAGUCGCAGCGUCGCACGUGAUGUUCAUUAACAAGCCAACGCGUGGGGAGCUUAUUCCCUUGACCGCCGACGACAAGGCAAAGCUCAGAGAGUGUUCGCCGCACUAG